UAUGAACCUGAAAAUGUAAAUAAAGUUUUUAGUUCAUGUAAACAAAAUACAUGGUAUUUAAACAAGCUAGGAAAUACUUAUUUUUAGCAGAAUUUUGUACCAGACGCGAUCAUGAACUGAUCAAGUUAUUGCUUUAGUUAUGUAUUGGAAGAUAACUGGGAAAGAAAGGCUUUUUAGGUAUUAGUAUCGCUUUGCACUGUAACAUUCUCCCGCAAUCUGCAAUGCCUACUUUUAUGUAUUUUAAAAUACUACAAAACAUUCAAGAGGAAUGAAGCUUAAAAUACUAAUGCAUGUAUACCAAGCAUUCUGUGAUGUGGACAUGUAAUUUGAUUAUUUUAAUAUUUAAUAUUCAAUUGGUACUAUCACGCAAUGACCCAAAAAAUGAUCCUAGGAAUAAUGGAGAUUUAGCAUUAUGGAUAGACGAAAAACAAGUCAAAAUGUUCAGUGGGAUGUCAAUGGAAAUAUAUGCUAUAGUAAAUGGAAAUGUACUACCAUAUAUUUUGGACCCAAAUUUUGAAAAAUAUCUUCCAGUUAUUCCAUCUGAAGUUAGUUAUGUGAAUUUUACUUGGAAAGCUGGGAAUAAAAAAUACUACUACCAUUUUGAUAGACUUCAGUCUUAUGACCAAAGUAUUCUGGAAGCGCCUGUUAUUUCAAUUAAAACUAAAGGUAGAGUUCCAAGGCGUCCCAAAGAAUUUAGCAUUUUAUUACCAUGUUUGGGUAACAGUUCUGGUAUUGCUAAGUUUGGAAUUGGACUACUUAUUGAAAGCAGGAAAGGAAAACCUUUAAAUGGAACACCGUUAAGAUUAAAACUCAAAAAGGAGUGCGCUCAACGAAAUCCCGAUCCCGAAUGUGAUAAAAAAUGUGCCAACCAAGGUAGAUGUAACCAUGAAAAAAUUUGUCAGUGUCCUGAAGGUUACAUGGGCCCUUAUUGCCGAACUGCAUUAUGUUAUCCACAGUGUAUGAAUGGAGGAAAUUGUACUUCCCCCGGGAUUUGUAGCUGUCCUCCAGGAUUUCAAGGAAGGCAUUGCGAAGGAGGCAUAUGCGGUGAAAAAUGUCUUAAUGGUGGAAAAUGUAUUCAAAAAGAUACUUGUGAAUGCUCUAAGGGAUACUAUGGUCCUCACUGUGAAUACUCUCGCUGCAUUAUUCCUUGUUUGAAUGGGGGAAAAUGUAAAGCUGUAAAUAAAUGUCGCUGUCCAAGAGGAUUCCGAGGUGAUCAUUGUGAAAUUGGAAGGGCUAAACCAGCUAGAAGUAAUUGUCAAUUAGCCUGCAAGCAUGGUACAUGUGUAGAAGAUGCUUGUGUCUGUGAUCCUGGAUGGUAUGGCAGACUCUGUCACCACAGUAAGUUUUCUAUUAAUUUUUUCUCCACCUAAAAAGGCGAAAUAAUUGAUCUCUGUAACAAUCCAAAAAGUAAUCAAGGAUAAUUAAAAAACAAUAAUUUGGCUGCAUUUCUUCACAGACUUUGAAUUCUUGAACAAAAUUUAAUGAUGCGUCUAUUUUAUACUAUAAUCUGCCGAUGUGGUAUUAAACUAAAACAUGUGUUUUGUUGAAAAUAUUUCUUGAUUUCUUAAUUUCUGAAAUUAUUUUCUACAUCAUUAUCUAAAUAAACUACUCGUUAAUACUUUAAUAUUCUAUUUUUAAAAAUAAAAAUUAUGAAAUCAGGUUUGUGAACAAUGUGUUGAUAUAGAUACAAUUUCAGUUCAUGUGGACCCUAGAUUAAAGACUUACUAGAUACUUAAUGGGAAAGUUGGUGAACAGAUUACCUAGUGAAAAAAGUAAUCUUUAGUUGUGUUCAGAAUUGUGAUGCAUUCAAGUUCAGUGGCGGCUCAUGGUAAAAUUUUUUUGGUAUUCUGCAAUGUUUCCAAAAAACUUACCUUGUCAAAUUUCCUUUGAUUUUAUCCACUUCCGUGCUGAAUUAUCGGAUUGUUAGAACAGUUGCCACACAAGAAAAAUAUGAAUCACCAAGCGCUAUUUUGCAUCAUACCGAGGACUCUAGUAUACUUUACUACUUUAGUUUUAUUUUCUUUAUAGAAAAUUCUCGAUAUUUCAAUUUUUAAAAAUGUCUAGGAAAACUUGAAUAUUUUUAAUACUUCCAGUAACUUAACCAUGCUAAGAGAUUGUUCACUAAACGAAACUAUGCUUCAGGACUCAAUUAGAGUUGGCUAUCUAAUCCAUACGUAGAAGUCCAUGCUAUGCUUAUCGUUUUCAUCAUGUCCGCGGAGAACUAAUUUAAAUGCACCUCAAAAUUUAAUAUGAUUGAUUUUUGACAAUAUAUUCUACGAAACAUUUUAUUAUGUUUCUGAAAAUUUAACCAAUGAGCAGAAUAUAAUUAAGCCAUAAUAGUGGUUGAUUUGAUUCCGUGCAAUUGUAAAGAUGGCUUUUGAAGUUUUCUAGCUUUUUUUAUCAUCAAACUUGAAUGCUCUAGAUCAUUGACCCCUACUUCCAUCCAAACUUUAUUGCCACCAAAAAGUAAGCAGGUGUGUGUGUAAAAGAAAAUGGCUUGGGAGCAAGUCCAUCAGCCAAUCCAUGAUUCCAUCUAAAUAUUAAUUUUAAUAUCCUUGAUGAAAUUUACCAAUAGACCUAAAAUAUGACGGUUACAAAGUGUGUGCGGUUUAAAGGUAGAGAGUAAUUUUGUUUAAUAAGUGAUUGUAAUAAAUUGUUUGUUUUCCAUCCAAAGAAAAUUUGAUUGAGAUUAGCAUAAGAAUUGUCAUCGCAGGUAUAGGUUGAUGAUUGUAUAAAGCCAAGCUUGGCAAGAUGGGCAAUAUUUCCCAUGACUAAUUUUUAUUUUCAAUAUACAUGCGGGAUAAAAUUCGGAGUUGUGUGAUUAAAAAUAUAAUUUACAGGUGAGGGUGGGUAAGUAAGGAAAACAAUAUAAGUAUUUUUUUGGUUGCAAACGAAAAUCCAAUCAUCGCGUUCCUCGUGUGUAAGCACUGGAGGGGUUUGAGAGAAGAAGUAGAGAAGAUUAUUAGCCCCCCAAACCCAGAUAAUAUCGUUCAGGUGAUGCUGCAUAAGGUAGAAUGUUUGCAACUACCUGCACAGGAAGAAUUCUUAGGAAAAAGAUUGUAGACGGCUGUCUGGUAUUAUUAUUAUUAUAUAGAAAACGAACAAACGGAACAACAUACAUUGACAGAUUCCCCAAUCAGAUGUAAUAUCACCAUAGUUCCUGGUUGGAUUGAGAUAACGGAAGAUAGCGGUUUAGUGGGUUGGCUACGGGGGUCCCACAUAUUCAGAUGGACUUCACUUACAUUAUUUGUCUGGUUUUAAUUAUAUUAUUAAUAUAUUUGAUUCAAAAUUUAUUAAAGUGUAAUUUAAAAAAAUAGUUACUUAAAAUCUUGCCUAUUAAAAAUAGCUAAACAGAUAGAAUAAAAAGAUAAAAAGUUAUGUUAUGUUAUGUAUUUAUGGCAAUAGAGAGACUAGUAGGACAGAGACUGAGGCUGACUAAAAUACUAUAUACAAAAUUUUGAUUUUUUUUUUGUUUCAGUGAUCAUGUGAACGAGAUGUUAUCCAAACUAGACACAUAUUAUCUUAUCUACAACUCUCUUACUAAACUUCAGAUAUUCUUAAAUGUUUAUAUGUGACUCAUUAUGACAAUACAACAUAUUGAAUAUAAAUAGCUUGUUAAUAAAUUUCUAAUUGCAUUACGAUUUAUUAUAUGUUUUAUAUAUAAAGUUUAUUGCAAGCUCUAAAUCCAAAGCAAGCCAAAAUAUUUUUGUAAAGUUUUUUAAAAAUAUUUAUAUUGAUUUUUGUGUGAUAUGACAAUUGUACGGAAUCUUAAAUAAUUUUGAAAAUAAAUGUUUCAAUAACAA
This is a messenger RNA of Diorhabda sublineata, 3803 nucleotides long. It is a transcript of the gene shf, whose product is annotated as protein shifted. Lineage: Eukaryota; Metazoa; Arthropoda; Insecta; Coleoptera; Chrysomelidae. Gene Ontology annotation, cellular component: extracellular region; cell surface. Gene Ontology annotation, molecular function: signaling receptor binding. The coding region runs from base 291 to 1370 and encodes 359 amino acids. The record is from RefSeq and is a predicted model, not a curated record. Gene Ontology annotation, biological process: anatomical structure development. The transcript is spliced from 7 exons.